AUGUCGACAUUUCAAGGGAAAGUAGCAUUCAUCACAGGAGCAUCAAGAGGCAUUGGUGCUGCUAUUGCACGAGAGCUUGCAAGAAAGGGUGCUAACGUUGUUCUUGCUGCCAAGAGUAUCGAAAAACACAAGGUUUUGCCAGGCACAAUUCUUUCAGUGGCCGAAGAGAUUCGCGAAAUUGCUGACCGACACCAAAAUGGUGCAAAGGCUCUGCCACUCCAGCUAGAUGUGCGCGAUGCAAAUGGCGUGGAAGAAGCUAUCAAAGCGACUUCGGGUACAUUUGGUCAUUUGGAUAUUGUGGUGAACAAUGCUUCAGCCAUCAACCUUUCUCCUACCACAGAGGUGGCUCCAAAGGUCUACGACCUCGUGAACAACAUCAAUGCGCGCGGUACAUGGCUCGUUUCGCGAUUUGCUUUCCCCUACCUCAUUGAAUCAGCCAGAUCUUCUCGCAAUCCCCACAUUGUUACCCUGUCUCCACCUCUGAAUCAGAGCAUGUUCGACCCGAAGCAGACGCCUAUGAAGGUAUUUGCGGAUACACGUGCGCUAUACGCGAUGUCGAAGUUUGCCAUGUCGACGGCUGCAUAUGCUUUCGCAGCAGAGGGUGCCGAGUAUGGUAUCGCUAGCAACACUUUGUGGCCAUACACGAUGAUUGGUACAAGUGCUAUGCGUAUCGUGAACCCAAAUGAGGGAGCAGAGCGGAGCUGGCGCAGCCCUCGUAUUGUAGCAGAUGCGGCUGUACGAAUUCUCGAAGAAGAUGCGAGGGUCUUUACAGGACGGUUUCUCAUCGAUGAGCUGUAUCUUCGUCAAUCUCAUCAGUUCUCUAAUGAUUUGAUCUCGGCCUACUCAUUGGGAGGUAAAGACACACCAUUCAAGGAUCUUGCUGAAGACCUUUAUAUAACACCUGAGGUGCGCAAGGCUGUGCAGUCGUACUACAAGUAG
Messenger RNA from Malassezia sympodialis ATCC 42132, 939 nucleotides. RefSeq lists its product as uncharacterized. The record is from RefSeq and is a predicted model, not a curated record. Gene Ontology annotation, cellular component: mitochondrion. NCBI's taxonomy places the organism in Eukaryota, Fungi, Basidiomycota, Malasseziomycetes, Malasseziales, Malasseziaceae.